AUGCUGAGGACAGUGCUGCUGAGCUGUGCCCUGCUGCAGGUACUGCCCACCAUGCAGGGGGCCCAGAUGGGCCUGGCCCCCUUGGAGGGCAUCAGAAGGCCUGACCAGGCACUGUUCCCCGAGUUCCCAGGUCUGGGCCUGGAGCCCGUUCUGAAGAGGACAGCCGCAGAACAGGCAGAAGAGGCUCUGCUGCAGGCCGAGGCGCUAGACCCGCAGGACCGAGAGCCACGCUCUCCACGCCGCUGCGUGAGGCUGCAAGAAUCCUGCCUGGGACACCAGAUGCCCUGCUGUGACCCGUGCGCCACGUGCUACUGUCGCUUCUUCAAUGCUUUCUGCUACUGCCGCAAACUGGGUACUGCCACGCAUCCCUGCAGCCGCACCUAG
Messenger RNA from Elephantulus edwardii (Cape elephant shrew), 384 nucleotides. RefSeq names its product agouti related protein homolog (mouse) (gene AGRP). Gene Ontology annotation, molecular function: neuropeptide hormone activity; type 1 melanocortin receptor binding. Lineage: Eukaryota; Metazoa; Chordata; Mammalia; Macroscelidea; Macroscelididae. The transcript is spliced from 3 exons. Gene Ontology annotation, cellular component: extracellular region. Bases 1 to 384 code for a protein of 127 amino acids. Gene Ontology annotation, biological process: positive regulation of feeding behavior; neuropeptide signaling pathway; adult feeding behavior. The record is from RefSeq and is a predicted model, not a curated record.